Molecule: messenger RNA, 4977 nt
Organism: Mya arenaria
Lineage: Eukaryota; Metazoa; Mollusca; Bivalvia; Myida; Myidae
Product: low-density lipoprotein receptor-related protein 4-like
Exons: 21
Coding region: 74-3832 (1252 amino acids)
Molecular function (GO): calcium ion binding
Source: RefSeq, a predicted model, not a curated record
AGGAGCUUGAAAACUUCCUGUUCAAAAACCAUACACCAAAAGAGGUCCGUGCUGAUGUUAUACACCUGAAAACAUGGAGCGGUUGCUUUUCAAUAUAUUUGGUUUAAUGAUGCUAUCAGAAUACUGGCUAAACACUGUGGAAUGUCAAAGUUCGGGCCAUUUAGCGAUCAGUACAGUGAUGCAAGGUCCUACCACAACCGGCAACAGACACAUUGCCAUAGCAUCCUUUCAAACUGUCCAUGACAGUACAAAUGUCUCAUUUACUCACCCAAUCGGCUUCACCUCGUCCUACAGCCAUUCAAUCAUGAGCCUUGACGUCGACGUCAACAGGAAGAAGCUGUAUAUUUAUGACCGGUACACGGCUGCCAUUUACAUGAUGAGUAAUUUUACGGCUGAUAUGGCUAUUGGUAAUUUCUCAUGGACCCUACUUCAUGCCGGUGUUUCAAGGGGAUUUGUGAAGUUGGCUGUUGACUGGAUUUCCAACAACUUAUACUGGACUGAUCCCAUGUAUCGCUGGAUUGCUGUACAAUCUCUGGACAAUUACGGAAUGUUCAAAAUAUUAUUCCAUUCGGAUGUUGAAUAUCCUAUAGGAAUCGCUGUAGACCCAAUUCAUAGCUAUUUGUUCUGGAGCGAUGCAGGAUCAACUCCUAAAAUUGAGCGAUCAACACUGACCGGAACUGAUCGUAAAGUUAUCGUAUCUACCGGAAUCCUGUACCCAACAGCAAUUGACGUCGACAUCGCUAAUUCUAAACUUUAUUGGACGGACGAGAGCCGGGAUACAGUUGAAAUGGCAAACUACGACGGGUCUGAAAGAAAAACCAUCAGGAGACUAUCACAUUUCAAUUUUUACGAUAUUGCCCUAUUUCAGGACACGAUAUUUGUUACGGCAUUCCUAACGGAUAAUAAGAACCAGAUAAUAAUUAUGAACAAAACCACGGGUGAAUUAGACAACAAUCUUCCCUAUUUUCACCUGACAAAUCCCGACGUUAGCCUUGAAGUUAUAGCGGUGACUGUGGUGUCGCAGACAACACAGCCUUUGAUCACAGACCAUUGCGCGAGUAAUCCGUGCAGCGAUAUUUGUGUGAGCGGACCGGCCGGGUACAACUGUUUGUGUCGAGAGGGUUUCCUGCUUCAAGUCGGAGUCUGUGUCGAAGACGCGGGCCCAUUCCAUCGAGGUCUGGUAUGGUCAACACUGACGGACAUAUGUGUGGCGGAUAUAAGAAGUAUCAAUGACCACGAUCGGUACAUUGGGGCCAACAAGACGUGUAAAUACGGCGUGGGAACCGCCAUUUCUUAUGUCGUUGUUGAUUCGCAUGGUCGUAAAAUCAUUUACAUAGAUGCAUAUACCGUUAAGGCAAUUAGCAUUGACGACAUGAGUAUUGUAGCGACACUUGUUACUGCCACAGAGAUAAUCACAGGUCUUGCUGUAGACUGGAGAGACGGGAACAUCUACUGGUGCCAAGGAAAUUUACAUGGCGAUGGGCAAAUCUGGGUUUUCUCACAAACAGAUAUCACUUCAUAUAAACUGGUUGACAAUCUUGACAAAGUGACCUCAAUUAAUAUCGUUCCAUUGCAAAGCGCUAUAAUAUGGAUAGCUGGGGCAGACCAUGAAAGGCAAAUCUUCAGGUCUCAGCUUGACGGCACGGAGAUAACAGUUUUAGUCACCAAAGACGAUCUUACGUCACCGGUGGAUCUGACCGUCGAUCUUGAUAAAAACUUGGUUUACUUUAUCGAUGACGAGUUCAUAGAAACCGUUCGGCUCGACGGGACCGACCAUAAAGUCCUGUCAACACCCAGUAUCUGGUCCUCUACCGCUUCGCCGUCCAGAAUACAAACGUAUAAGCAUUACAUGUUCAUGGUUGAUAUGAAUUACAACACAUAUGAGCGGGAAGUGGACCUUAUAGACUUGCUGGACGUGUCGAUUGAAGGAACACUGUCGACUCUAAUCAAUGUUACUGACAUUGAUAUACUAGAUAUCACUACUCAAGCGAAACAAUACGGUCCAUGCGAUGUAUCAAACGGUGAUUGUGAACACAUCUGUAUUCCCAUUGGUAGGAAUCGCGUUUGUAAGUGUGAAUACGGCUUUACACUGGAGGCGAACAAGGAAACAUGCUCCUCGCAGCCUCUACUGAACGACUUCAUACUCGUUGUUGAUUGGACACACAGCAAUAUAUACCAAGUAUCCUUAGUGAGUGGUGAGGCCCGAGGAUAUGACUCUGAUAUGAUACAGAAACCGGCUGGAAUAGAGUACAACCAUCUGACCAGGAAGGUGAUCUGGGGAGAUACAGGCGACUAUCUCUUACAACAAGCCAACCUCGAUGGUACCGGUUAUAAGGUUUUGGUCGAUGUUGGAAUGUAUAAGGCACAUCCUGGCCAAGUGGCGAUUGACUACAGCACGGGGAAUUUAUUUUACACGGCUGUAAGGACAGACGUAACCGGGUUUUCAGGGGUAGCCGUUGUAACGCCAAAUGGCAUACACAAGAAAAUUGUCGAGUAUGGUAAAAAUCCCCGGGCCAUAGCGCUGGAUCCGGAACUUGGUAUAAUGUUCUGGACUGAUUUCGGGACGACACCCGCUGUCCUAAUGCGAGCUAACAUGGACGGGUCGGAUAUGGUCCCUGUGUACGACAAGAUGGUGUGGCCAAACGGCAUUGCAAUCAAUACAAAAGUUAAGACCGUGUUUGUAACGGACGGGCAUGAGAGUUCUAAUCGGAUAUACGCCUGCACGUUCAAUGGUUUGUGCUCCGUGUUUCACGAGGAUCCCGGGGCGCAUCUCAUGGAUAUCAAGCUGUUGGACGACUACCUGUUUUACUCCGCAUGGAACAAAGCGUACAUUACACGAAUAGAUAUCCACACUAAGGAGGUUGUAAAGUUUGCUGAGAACGCCGAACUUGGCAGACUGGAUGCCAUCGCUGUGUUCAAUUCUUCUUUGUCUGAACCAGUGUCCAGUUCGUGCAGCCCGAAUAAUGGCAGGGCUGACUGCAGCACACUUUGUCUUCCAAACGACAGCGGAUAUACCUGCGCAUGCGCAGAUGGCGUGUCCUUAUUACCAGAUGGGAAGACGUGCUCGGAUGUUACCACCACAACUACGAAGACAACGUCUACGACAAAAACAUCAAGCAUAACAACCGUUCCAACAACAACAACAACUACUACCAAUACAUCCAGGAUAACAACUAGUUCAGCGCAACGGUCUAGUACGAUCGUGCAGGGAUCACCAAAUGACGCAACGAAGGGCGCUUCCCUGGUCCCGUAUAUCGGUGGUGGUGGUGCUGGAGUCGUUCUGGUGCUGAUUGUUGCCAUCAUCAUCGUCUGCUAUGUACGGAAAAGGAGGCAAGCUGGUGAAGGUCCACGGUAUCUGUCCGACAAUGAAAGGGUCGCCGUCUAUCAAGGUAACAACGUCGACAUUCGCCGACCUGAGAGUGAGGGGUACGAAACACUAUCUAUACCUCAAAUCCGGGAACGGGAAAACCAGGCAUAUCAGUCGAGGCAAAGUCACGACUACCUUCACUUUCCCCAACUAGAUUCAAUGUAUGAUGCAAUACCUGCCGACUUCGCCCCACCCCCUCCGUAUGAGGCUAACAGGACCGACCCACCACUGACGCUGCCCAAACCUCACUUCCUCAACUUGCAGAGCACCAAGGAGAUAGGCGCCGUACCGGACAUUUUGCGACUACCAGCGGUAAGGAGCGUGCAUACCACCUCUGUGCCGCCGUCGGAAGCCAGAGAUAUCCUUGUCGGCUCGGUCAGAAGAGAGGUACCGGGCCGGAGACCAUACAUAUCGGGCCGGGAACCAGACGAAACAAUCCGAAUGACUACCAGUACGUCCGCUUAGGCCGUCAAUAGCCGCAAAGACCAUUUACCGGCAUUCACUUCUCAGUCGAUCGUUGCUGACACUUUAUAGAAAAUACUACGUAGGGUUAAUGGCAUAUAAUGUGGCAAAGAAAGGCAUGCUUAGGUAUUGUACGUAAUGAGACUCUAUUAGGAUAACAUUAGCAGGUGUUGAAAAGAGCAUUAUACAAUAAUUUGGAUGGAUUAAAAAGAAAAGAAAAAUAAUACCUUUAAGUGUGGAUGUAAAUAAAUACCGUCUUUUGAACAAUUAACAUGUUUCAAUGUGCACAGAGAUAGUAUAUUCUGAAUAUUUGUGAACAUUCGUGUAUGCUAGCCUUUAUUUCAUUUUACUGGAGAGUUUCAGAGAUAUUCUAUGUUGGUUUAUAUAUUUGUGCUUUGUAUUUUGCCGCCUACUUGUAUACAAAUAUACUAACUAUGUACAAAUAUAUGUAAAUAAGCGAGCCGUUGUGUACGGACGACAAGUGUUAAACUAUUUUCAUGAAAAUAACGUAACAUCCCACUUGUUUCACUUAAGUCUUUGAUAAGCCAAAUACCAUAAGAAUGCCAUUUCCGCGCUCUGUGCAUUUUAGAAGUUUAGAAACCGGCAUAAUUUAAAAUUAAGUAUCUCACUGUUUACAUGAAAAUAUUUAUAGAACGAAUUUGCUUUUUAGUUAAUCGUUUAAAUGUCACACUCGUUUUGAUGUCGUCAUUAUGUUAUAUUUUUUCCAUGACGUUAUUAGUGAAACAACUUCAUUUUUUUAGAGAAUCAAGAUAAAAUGAAUAGAGGAUAUUUAUUGAUUUCAGUGUAAGAUCUCAUAGAAAAACAUAUUUUCACGAGAUGCGAAGCCAGAGAUUAGAUCAGAUUUCACACUGAAAUCAACACAUUAUCUUUUUCUUCUAUGCUUAUUUAUGGAGCUUUAUUAGUAUUUUUUUUUUAUAAAUGCCCCCUUUUUGAAAACAAAUGCUUUCUACGCCGCUACUCGGGGGACGCCCCUCAAGCAAAAUUAUCGCUGAUGACGUAGCUGUUGUUGUUUUUUACUUCGUGUUGUUCAAAUAAAUAGUACUCCGAUAUUUUUUGAUAGUUAUUAUUUACUCGUGAUUUUGUUCAAAAAUAUUAUGACCAUUAAUCAAUAAACUUUUAUGAAUGCA